Molecule: messenger RNA, 2026 nt
Organism: Aspergillus welwitschiae
Lineage: Eukaryota; Fungi; Ascomycota; Eurotiomycetes; Eurotiales; Aspergillaceae
Exons: 4
Coding region: 430-1665 (411 amino acids)
Source: RefSeq, a predicted model, not a curated record
CGCUGCCUUCAGCCUGGUCGACAUUCCGAAUUCCCUCUUGAGUAUAAAAAGCCCCUCUCCUCCAUCAUCGGCUGCUCUCCUACUCGCCGUUUUUCUUUUGCUAGUAUCUUUUGCUCGCCCAAUCCACGGGGGAUUUGCAACGACUGCCUGACUGGGCAUUUGUUCUUGCAGAUUAUUGCAUCGGAACAGCAAUACCACAAAAGCAACAGCUGCUACAUCUUGUCUUGGACGGGGACUUCAGUGAUUCCCAAACAGUCCCUACACCGGCGGUGAAAUUCCCUGGUAGAUAGUAGUGUGCACUGUUGAUCUUUAAAAUACCGACUUGGAUCUGAAUCGGAAACGGUUCAUUUCUGCUUCUUAUUAUUUUUUUUGGUGAACCAGCCAGCCAACCUGCCCUGGUUGCUCAUUCAUCAUCGCAUCUGAUUCAAGAUGUCUCAAAAACCCAUCUUCGUGGCUACCCAUCCACGCGCCUGCUCUACGGCCUUUGAACGAGUCUUCAUGACCCGUCGGGAUACCAUCCAGUGUAUCCAUGAGCCGUUUGGUGAUGCCUUCUACUACGGGCCUGAACGCCUGUCGGCCAGAUUCGCCGACGACGAACAGGCUCGUCUAGAGAGCGGUUUCAGCCAGUCGACGUUCCAGACCGUCCUGGCCAGAAUCGAGCGCGAAGCUUCUGAGGGCAAGCGCAUCUUCAUGAAGGACAUCAUGCACUACCUCCUCCCACCAUACAGCAAACCCGCCAGUAUUGCGCCAUCGCUGAACAGGAUCAAGCGGGGCGUGGGCACCGAGUCUAACGGAGAGACUGCCCCCCAUUCGGCCGUUGGCGUCAACGGCACCAGCAACGGCGCCCACACCAACGGUCACCACGCCCAGCAGCUGAAUGGCACAAGCCCAGUACAGAACGGGACCAAGAAUGGGCUGAAUGGCCACGCUGCGCUGGACCACUCCACGCCGGUGAAACCGGCAGCUACCCGGGAGCCGUACCCGUACGACACGGCAGCCGAGCCAGGCAAUCCUACCGUGAUGCCCACGGAAAUCCUCUCCCAGUUCCAUUUUGCCUUCCUCAUCCGCGACCCCCACCACAGUGUCCCCUCCUACUUCCGCUGCACCAUUCCACCCCUCGACCAGGUGACGGGCUUCCACAACUAUGAUCCCUCCGAGGCCGGGUACGACGAGCUGCGUCGCACCUUCGACUACCUGCGUAGCGUGCGCCUGGUUGGCCCCCACAUUGCCACGCAGGAGCGUGACGCCGACGAUAUCGACAACCGCCUGCGACCGGUGACUAGCGGGCUCAACGGAUACGAGGCCGGGGCGGAGAUCUGUGUGGUCGACGCCGACGAUAUGUUGCAGAAGCCGGCGCCCAUGAUCGAGGCGUUCUGUCGUAGCGUGGGCCUCGAGUAUACCCCCGACAUGCUGUGCUGGGAUACCGAGGAAGACCACCAGGUUGCUCGGGAGAAGUUCGAGAAGUGGAGGGGCUUCCACAACGAUGCGAUCGAGUCGAAGGGCCUGGUUGCUAGAAAGCAUCCCCAUGCCGUCAAGACGGAAGAAGAAUGGGACGCCGAAUGGCGCAAGAAAUACGGCCCGGAGGCAGCAGAACUCAUCCGUAAGACCGUCGACGCCAACAUGGCUGAUUACUUGUAUAUGAAGCAAUUUGCCAUGCGCGUGUAGGUCCAAGUCAGGACAGUCUGUCCUUACGGGCCCGGGACACCAGGAGGAAAGAAGAAGAGAAACCACCGGAAGAAGAACGGGGGACCGAUGGCCUUAAGUAAGAAAGAAGCAGAAGAAUGAUUAAAAGAGGGGUUAAUCCACUCUUUUAACUUCGGAAUGGUAUGCUGGGUGACGAAUGUUCAGGCAUGAUGAAUUCUUAGCUUUGAUGACGCCAUUUGAUGUGAUGAUGAUCUGUGCAUGUUGAUUCCUUUUUGAUUGAUUGAUCGAUUCGUUUGUGAUUUUUUUCAUGAAUGCAAUGAGCGAAGCAAGCAAGUAUGCAAAGCAAGGAAGGGUGGGAGAUUGAAUUAAUUAUGAUGGAAUA